AUGGAUACGCCUCAGAAGAAUAUUUCGCAGAUCGGAACUCCAAUUUCCAAAUCCAAAUUCGAGGAUUCUCCAGUGUUCAAUUACAUAAACAGUUUGUCUCCAAUAAGACCUGUCAAAUCAAUUCCCAAUCCUCACCAAUUCACCUCUCUGAAUUUCACUUCCCCUCCCUCUGUUUUCACCUCACCACACCAAUCUUCUUCCCACAGAGAAUCCAGAUUCUUCAAAACUCACAACUCUUCCAAUCCUGUGGAAGAAGAAUCUCCAGACGAAUCUACUUCUAAUGAAGAUGUUUCAGCAGAAGCAGAAGACACUAAAGAAGCUUCCAUUGGAGAAGAAACUUCAAUUGAAACAGAGCUGCCAACAAAUGAUCCUGUUGUGGGAGAAGAUAGCACAGAUCUUUCACUUGUUCCAUACGCUCCUCUUCCUCCUCCUCCAUCUUCUGGAGGAGAGAAUGGUUCGUCUGAGGAUGCUGCAGGAACAGAGUUGCAGAAGAUGUAUGAUGAUAACGUUCAGGGGAAAAUCGAAACUCCGGACUGGGAAAGUUUGAUUUCAGAUGCUUCUGAGCUAUUAAUUUUUGGCUCACCUAAUGAUUCAGAGGCUUUUAGAUGCCUUAUGAUGCAGAAAGCAUCAACCUCCGAAGCACGUCUCCGCAAUGAACCAGAGUCCUCAGACACAAAUCCUUGUGAGACUGUUUCAUUCUUGCAUCGCGGUAUAAGAAGACGUUGCCUGGACUUUGAGCUUCCGGGGAAUAAGCAAACACUGAGCCUGAGCCAGAAUAACAACGCGGCUUGUGUUGUGCCGAGCAUUGGUCUUCAUCUGAAUGCCAUUUUACUGUCCUCAAUGGACAUUAAAACCAAUGUCUCUGAUGAUUACUUUUGUCCCGGGGAGAUACAAGUUGGUUCAAGUUCUACGCUGAAAGAAACUUUGAACCAAACGGAAUACGAAACUAGGGAAGAUGCAGAACAAGAUGUCCUCGUUGAGCCAGCUUUGGAAGAGUUGAACUUGAGCAGCCCCAAGAAGAAAAGGGCUAAGCUGGAAUCUGGAGAAGGAGAGUCAUGCAAGCGAUGCAACUGUAAAAAGUCCAAGUGUUUGAAACUUUACUGUGAAUGUUUUGCUGCUGGAGUCUAUUGCAUAGAGCCAUGUUCAUGUAUAGAUUGUUUCAACAAGCCUAUUCAUGAAGAUACAGUCUUGGCUACUCGCAAACAGAUUGAAUCUCGGAAUCCACUUGCAUUUGCUCCUAAAGUCAUUAGGAGCUCUGAUUCUGUUCAAGAAACCGGGGAUGAUGCAAGCAAAACUCCAGCUUCUGCGCGGCAUAAGCGUGGCUGCAACUGCAAGAAAUCAAACUGUCUCAAGAAAUACUGUGAAUGCUUUCAGGGUGGUGUGGGAUGUUCCAUAAACUGUAGAUGUGAAGGAUGCAAGAACGCAUUCGGCCGUAAAGAUGGGUCUUCAACUGUUGACAUGGAAGCCGAACAAGAAGAGGAAAAUGAAACAUCUGACAAAAGCAGAACAGCUAAAACUCAACAGAACACUGAGGUUCUAUUGAGGAAAAAGGAGACUUCUUCUGCUCAACCUUUGACACCAAUGUCUAUUUACAGACAAGAACCUUUCUCAACAGCUAAGAACAUGAUGCCUCCUCCUCCACAGUCUCUAAUUGGAGGUGGAUCUUCCUCAGGGAUGUUUAAUAGUCAAUAUCUAAGAGAACAAGACAUUAGAUUGACUCAGCCCCGGAUUGAGAAGUCAUUUGAGAGAAUCACAGAGGAGGGAGGUGAAGAAAUGCCUGAGAUUCUCAGCCAUUCCUCUAUAGAUAACAUCAACUCUGUCUCUCCCAACAGCAAGAGGGUCUCUUCUCCUCAUAUGGACUCAUCAAGCUCAGGUUCAAUCUUAGGGAGAAGAAAUGGCGGCCGGAAACUGAUACUUCAUUCGAUUCCAUCGUUUCCUUCCCUCACUCCUCAACACUGA
Messenger RNA from Microthlaspi erraticum, 1959 nucleotides. NCBI's taxonomy places the organism in Eukaryota, Viridiplantae, Streptophyta, Magnoliopsida, Brassicales, Brassicaceae. The record is from the annotation of a GenBank genome assembly.